Messenger RNA from Priapulus caudatus, 1210 nucleotides. RefSeq names its product protein O-glucosyltransferase 1-like. Gene Ontology annotation, cellular component: endomembrane system. The record is from RefSeq and is a predicted model, not a curated record. NCBI's taxonomy places the organism in Eukaryota, Metazoa, Priapulida, Priapulimorpha, Priapulimorphida, Priapulidae. Gene Ontology annotation, biological process: positive regulation of Notch signaling pathway; protein O-linked glycosylation. Gene Ontology annotation, molecular function: UDP-xylosyltransferase activity; UDP-glucosyltransferase activity.
AAGAUGUCAGCUACCUGUGUCAAAAACAAUGUUUUCAGUUCUCACAAACUUUUCUAUUAAUUCACAGUGCGUAGGGAAAACUACAAUACACAAACAUGGUUAUAACUAUACGUUUGAAUGUAUUUUGUUUGUUAUUUGCAUUAGUUUUGCUACUGUGCUUCCCAUGCCACUCAGAGACUCCUGAGGCUGAGGCUGAUGAGGAUAGAGUUGAAAAUGAUUGCGAGGAUGAAGAUUGUGUUAUGCAUGAAAAGUUAAAAUACACGAAAGAACAUAGAUGGAGCCACUAUUUAGAAGAAAUUGAAUCAGCUCUAGCAAAGUAUGAGCCAUGUUCACAAGCAAACUGCAGCUGCCACAAGAGUGUGAUAGAGGCAGAUCUGUCGUUGUGGGUAGAGGAUGGAGUCAGACGGGACAUGCUGGAUCAACUGAAGGAUAGAGGAACCACAUACCAGAUCAUUGAACAUAAACUCUACAGAGAGGAAAAAUGCAUGUUUCCGUUCAGGUGUAAAGGAGUCGAACACUUCAUCCUCGAGAUUAUUGACGAUCUUCCCAACAUGGAGUUCAUUCUAAACACACACGACUAUCCACAGACCAUCCGCAGACUGAAACCUGGGCCGGUCUUUUCCUUCAGCAAGACAGGCGUGCAUGCUGAUGUUAUGUACCCAGCGUGGAGUUUCUGGGAGGGAGGUCCAGCUAUUAGCCUCUACCCAACAGGAAUAGGUCGGUGGGACCUGCACCGAGACACUAUUGCAAAAGAGGCGGCGAAAUGGCCGUGGGAGAAGAAGAAGCCGCUGGGAUUCUUUCGUGGUUCGCGGACGACGGGGGAGAGGGACGCGCUGGUGCUGCACUCACGCAGCCAUCCGGACGCCGUCGACGCUCAGUACACGAAGAAUCAGGCGUGGCGGUCGCUGAAGGAUACUCUGGGUGUAGAACCAGCAUCUGAAGUUAAAUUUGAAGAUCAUUGUCACUACAAGUAUCUGUACAACUUUCGCGGUGUGGCAGCAAGUUUCAGGCUCAAACACUUGUUUCUUUGCAAGUCGUUAGUCUUUCACGUCGGGGAAGAGUGGAAGGAAUUCUUCUACCCUGCAUUGAAACCCUGGGUUCAUUACAUACCCAUCGCCACAGAUUUCGGCAAUGCGUGGGAGCUGCUCGAUUUUGUAAAGGAGAAUGACGAGGUCGUUAGGCAAAUUGCAGAAAGGGGUCACGAGUUUGU